Laccaria bicolor S238N-H82 is the source of this 660-nucleotide messenger RNA. RefSeq lists its product as uncharacterized. The record is from RefSeq and is a predicted model, not a curated record. The coding region runs from base 1 to 660 and encodes 219 amino acids. The transcript is spliced from 3 exons. NCBI's taxonomy places the organism in Eukaryota, Fungi, Basidiomycota, Agaricomycetes, Agaricales, Hydnangiaceae.
AUGACCUUCUCCCAGAGAUUCCAAAUGACGGAAAGUGACUCAGAAGAUGAAGAUCUCCCAGGCGUUCCCGAUGCAAAUCCAUUCGAUGAUGUCUUCAUGGACGGAGAUGCAUUCUUCAAUACUGCAGGUCAACCAAUUAUGUUCACUGCAGGAGAAACCACAGACAGGCCACAUACCGAGUUAUGGAAUGGUAUGGAUGCCCUAGAGCUCCACGACCAUGCUGUCUUGGGCAAAAUGUCAAAAUCAGUUGAGGAUAUGUUUGGGGACUCGAAGGAAGAUUCUACCAUCUCUGCUGUUAUCGCAGCAAUGGAUGCAAUGGGACUCGACAACGAAGAGGAAGAAGGAGAGCAGUCAACACGUGAAGAGGAUGCUGAAUGGGCACCUCAUGGUUGCAAAACGAUGUUUUUCCUUGAUCUGCUUGAUAAUCUUCCGCGUCUCCGUCUCUCUGAUGAUCACAUGAAAGCCAUCAUUUGGGCAAUGAAGGACAUCAGGAAAAUCCAGAUCGCUAAAUUAUGCACAAUUAACGUGAUCAACCGAAUUGUGCACAAACAUGCACAAUUCUGUUGGAACGUGAAUAACAGAAGGAGUCAACUUUCAAUUAUGCAAGAUUGUGUUCCAUUCCAACUGAAUAAAGCUCAAUUUCCUCAGCUUUCCCUUUGA